This is a messenger RNA of Aspergillus calidoustus, 567 nucleotides long. Lineage: Eukaryota; Fungi; Ascomycota; Eurotiomycetes; Eurotiales; Aspergillaceae. The record is from the annotation of a GenBank genome assembly.
AUGGUGGAUGGCGGGGCACCGGGACGACGGAGGCAGCUUCCAAACCCGCCAGCACACCCCACCCCACCUUACCUUUUACCUUGCUCACCUCUUUCUUUCUAUCCUCUCUCGCUUCCUCCCUCUAUCGCCGCAAAUAAUAAUAUUCUCAGCAGUGAUCCUCGUCGCGACUCCUCUGCCGACCUCUCAACCCGAUCCCCUUUUCAGUUGCUCCGUUACUUGUUUAUCCUAACCGUUACCAUGGGUGCUCACUCCGCUGUCUGGCAAGGUUAUGUCGAUUCCAGUCUGAUGGGAUCCGGCCAAUUUGACAAAGCUGCCAUCCUCAGUGUUGACUUCUCCGGCAUUGAGGCCUCAUCUCCUGGGUUUACGAUCACUCCCCAAGAAAUCCAAGCCCUCGGUUCCGCAUUCGGUAACAGCGAAUACGCUAUGCAGAAUGGUUUCACAAUUGGAGGCGAGAAGUUCUUCGCCAUCAGAGCUGAUGAUCGCAGUCUGUACGGCAAGAAGGGCAAGGAAGGCGCUGUCGUUGUGAGGACCGUCUCCUGCGUUAUGAUCGGUCACCACAACGAAUGA